This is a messenger RNA of Desarmillaria tabescens, 833 nucleotides long. Its product is annotated as RNA polymerase III subunit Rpc25-domain-containing protein. NCBI's taxonomy places the organism in Eukaryota, Fungi, Basidiomycota, Agaricomycetes, Agaricales, Physalacriaceae. Gene Ontology annotation, cellular component: RNA polymerase III complex. The coding region runs from base 55 to 732 and encodes 225 amino acids. The transcript has 6 exons. The record is from RefSeq and is a predicted model, not a curated record. Gene Ontology annotation, biological process: transcription initiation at RNA polymerase III promoter; DNA-templated transcription.
CUUCCACAGCCACCCACGCGCAUUGGGAUUUCAAACUCAGAUUUAUAGGUCUAUAUGUUCCACCUCGCUAUACUCAAGGAUACCAUCGGCAUACACCCCUCCAACUUUGGCAUUCCACCGGAAACGGCGCUCAUAGCCGAGCUCAACAAAAAGUACGCCAAUCGAGUGCUUCACGAUGUGGGACUGUGUGUAUGCGUGUUCGAUUUGACAGAGGCGGGUGAGGGGAAAGUUCGGUAUGGGGAUGGCUUUUUAUAUUACAAGGUCGUAUUUCGCUUGGUCGUCUUUAGACCGUUCACAUCCGAAGUGAUACUCGCAAAGGUCAAAUCGUCGGAUGCUGAAUCUAUUCGAUUAACGAUGGGAUUCUUCGACGACAUAUACAUACCAUCGAUAUACCUCCCCCAGCCUUCGGCAUUUGACCCCAACGAACGCGCUUUUUUCUGGGUGCCAGAAUCCGAGCUUACUACGUCUUCGCAGCUACUGGAUACGGACGUCGGGUCGAGGAUGUACAUCGAUGCUGGGGAAGUCGUACGUGUGCGGGUUGAGGCGGAUGAGUUUCAUGAUGACGAACCGGGACCGCCGAAGAUGUCUGAAGGGGUGCAGGUGAAGCAGGAACCGAGGAGAGCGCCGUAUCAGAUCAUUUGUUCGAUAGCGGAGUCAGGCCUUGGGAAUGUGUCGUGGUGGAAUUCGUCUCAAGAAGAGGAUGCUGAAGGUGACGUAGUUAUGGAAGAGUAGAGCAGUAUAAUGCCAUUCCUCUUCCUUAUAUCCUUGAUCAUUCGCACGGCGUGUCUCUUUCCCGUAAUCCACACUCGAGUCGAACCAUCAUCGCAUGGUUG